Cladophialophora yegresii CBS 114405 is the source of this 3534-nucleotide messenger RNA. RefSeq lists its product as uncharacterized. The transcript has a single exon. NCBI's taxonomy places the organism in Eukaryota, Fungi, Ascomycota, Eurotiomycetes, Chaetothyriales, Herpotrichiellaceae. The coding region runs from base 1 to 3534 and encodes 1177 amino acids. Gene Ontology annotation, molecular function: GTPase activity; GTP binding; U3 snoRNA binding. Gene Ontology annotation, biological process: endonucleolytic cleavage of tricistronic rRNA transcript (SSU-rRNA, 5.8S rRNA, LSU-rRNA); maturation of SSU-rRNA from tricistronic rRNA transcript (SSU-rRNA, 5.8S rRNA, LSU-rRNA); ribosome biogenesis. The record is from RefSeq and is a predicted model, not a curated record. Gene Ontology annotation, cellular component: nucleus; 90S preribosome.
AUGGAGACCCAAGCGAACCGGCCUCAUCGGCCCUCGAAAGAGAAGAAGAAGCCGAAGAAGGGAGAAAAGAACGUGAAGGCGUUUGCAGUGGCCAAUCCUGGUCGACUCGCAAAGCAAGCCGUUCGAUCGAGCGAUAUUCGAGAAAAACGACUCCAUGUGCCCCAGGUCGAUCGACUCCCUGAAGAAGCGCCUCCGAUCGUCGUCGCCGUCGUUGGGCCCCCAGGCGUCGGGAAGACCACCCUCAUCAAGAGCCUCAUCAAGCGAUAUACGAAACAGACACUUUCGCACCCGAGCGGCCCUCUUACCGUUGUGACCUCGAAGCGGAGGCGCCUUACUUUCCUCGAAUGUCCGGCCGACUCCCUCGCAGCGAUGAUCGAUGUGGCGAAGAUAGCAGACAUCGUUCUGCUUAUGAUUGACGGCAACUACGGCUUCGAGAUGGAGACUAUGGAAUUUCUGAACGCGCUCAGUGUCUCGGGUAUGCCGGGGAAUGUCUUUGGUAUUCUCACGCACUUGGAUCUAUUCAAGAAGCAGAGCACUCUCCGUGCGACGAAGAAGAGGUUGAAACACAGAUUCUGGUCGGAGUUGUACCAUGGCGCGAAGUUGUUCUACCUGUCUGGUGUGAUCAAUGGUCGGUACCCGGACAGAGAGAUACACAACCUGUCACGUUUUCUUUCGGUCAUGAAGAAUCCCAGACCCCUAGUAUGGCGAAACAGCCACCCAUACUGUCUGGCAGACCGGUUCUUGGAUGUUACGCCACCGACCGAAAUCGAAGAGAACGAGAAGUGUGACAGGCAAGUGGCAUUAUACGGAUAUCUUCGAGGCACAAAUUUCCCUGCUGAGGGCGCGCGUGUGCACGUUCCUGGUGUUGGUGACCUGACCGUGAAGGAGAUCGAGGCCCUUCCUGAUCCGUGUCCCACGCCUUUCCUCGACCAAGCCAUUGCCAAAGCGUCUGGAAAGGCCCACCGCCGCAAGCUCGGGGAGAAACAAAAGGUUCUCUUCGCGCCCAUGUCGGAUGUUGGCGGAGUGCUUGUAGACAAAGAUGCUGUCUACAUCGACGUUAAAACUAAUACGUUCGACCGUGCUGCAGGCGAUGCUGAAGACAGGGGUUUGGGCGAACAGCUCAUGAUGAGCUUGCAGGCGGAACGACGCCUUCUCGGCGAAGCAGAUGGGGGCGUGCGGCUGUUCCAUGGCAGUCAGCAACUCACAGCAAAUGUUGAAGCGGAGCACGACACUGGCCGCAAAUUCAGGAGGGGAGUGCGCUCGUUUGCUCAAUCCGAAGAUACUACCGAAGUCAAUGGUGACGACGAAGACGAAGAGUUCGUCAGUGGAGAGGACGACGAAGAUGACCUAGAAGACGGUGAACAGAGCGACGAAUUUCCCGAGCAUAGCGGCCGCCCGGGUUUUGCAGCCAAAGAGGACCUCGAUGACGACGUCUCUGGAGACCGCGUUGCGUUUGCCGAGAGCGACUCGGAUAUGGGUUCUGUGUCAGAAAGAGACGAAACAGGUGCAGAUCUCUCUGCUGAUGAAUCUGAGGACGAAGAUGAUGAAGACGGCGGAGACGACAGCGGCUUGCGAUGGAAGGAACACCUUGCGGAGGACGCUCGGAAGAUGCAUUCCACUAAGGUCGCGUUUCGAGCUGCUGACCUCUCGAGGCUCAUGUACGAUUUGACCAUUUCACCUGCCGAGGUAAUCUCGAGAUGGGCCGGAGAAAAGCAUGGUGAUAUUAAGUCACUGAAUGGGGAUGACGACGACAAUUUCUUCAACAAAGCAAAGAGCGACCAAGACACAAAUCUGGAGGAUCGACAGACGCCCAAAUUCGACUAUGAUCAGUUGGCCGAGAAAUGGGAGGACGAAGAGAAGAUUCAGGCGCUCAUACCUCGGUUCACGAGAGGCUCGAUUGCCACUGGUGCAAACGCAGAGUCGGACGUUGAUGGCGAAGGAGCUGAAGAUGAUGGAGAUGACGAUUUCGACGAAGGCGAUGGCGAUUUCGAAGAUCUGGAAACAACAGCUGAAGAUAACCCUGUCUCAGAAGCCGAACUUACCCUUGAAGAAGAACGUGACAAAAAUGCCAGACGGAAAGAAGAGCUCAAAUUGCGCUUCGAAGAAGAAGACCGAGAAGGUUUCGCGAACGCCACCAAGAACGAAGUGAAGGCGGCAGAGCAUGAGUUUGGAGAAGACGAGUGGUACGAAGCGCAGAAAGCGAUGCUUCAGAAGCAGCUCGAUAUCAACAAAGCAGAAUUUGAGAGCCUCGACCCCGUCGGACGAGCACGCGCCGAGGGAUUCAGGGCAGGAACUUAUGCACGGAUAGUGCUCGAGAAAGUGCCUUACGAAUUUGUUCGGUCUUUCAACCCCAAGCUACCGGUCAUCGUCGGCGGCCUGGCGCCGACGGAAGAUCGAUUUGGCUUUGUGCAGGUGAGGAUCAAGCGACAUCGAUGGCACAAGAAGAUCCUCAAGACCAACGAUCCCCUCAUUUUCUCUCUGGGAUGGCGACGCUUCCAGACCGUGCCUCUCUACUCGAUAUCAGACUCGCGGACACGCAACCGCAUGCUGAAGUAUACGCCUGAGCACAUGCACUGCUUUGGUACCUUCUGGGGACCACUUGUUGCUCCUAAUACGGGCUUCUGCUGUGUCCAGUCGUUCUCAAACGAAAAUCCUGGAUUUCGCAUAGCGGCGACAGGCGUGGUGUUGAACGUGGACGAGACAACUGAAAUCGUGAAGAAGUUGAAGCUCACGGGACAUCCAUACAAGAUCUUUCGCAACACGGCAUUCAUUCGCGAUAUGUUCAACUCGUCGAUUGAGAUCGCCAAAUUCGAGGGCGCUAGCAUUAGGACGGUGUCCGGCAUUCGUGGACAGAUCAAGCGAGCUUUGAGCAAACCGGAGGGGCACUUUCGCGCAACAUUUGAGGACAAGAUCCUCAUGUCCGACAUCGUCUUCUUGCGAACAUGGUAUCCCGUCAAGCCACAUCGGUUCUACAAUCCCGUGACGAAUCUGCUAGACGCGCCUUCCACUGGCGAUGCAGCCGCGGGCGAAGUCGACGGCCGCCAACGAGUGGAUGAUGGGUCUAGUGGGUGGCAGGCAAUGCGCCUUACUGGAGCGGUCCGAGCAGCUAUGGGCAUACCGACGCCACUAGUCAAGGACUCUGCUUACCGCAAGAUCGAACGACCAACUCGACACUUCAACCCAUUGCGCGUCCCACGGACUUUGGCGGCAGACCUUCCUUUCAAGUCGCAAAUCAUCCAGCAAAAGGCGCGCAAAGCGCCCACUUAUCUCCAGAAGCGGGCGGUGGUGCUCGGCGGCGAGGAGAAGAGAGCACGAGAUCUCAUGCAGAAGCUGCAGACCUUGAGGAACGAGAAGGAGGAAAAGCGGGCCAAGAAACAGGAAGAGAGGCGGUCGGUCUACCGGAAGAAGGUGGCCGAGAAUCUCGAGAAAAAGGAAGAGCGGGAGAAGAGAGAACGGGAUGAGUUCUGGCGGAAAGAAGGACGCAAGCGCAAGACGAACGACGAGGGCGGUGGAGGGAAGCGCAGGAAACGAUAG